CUACUACAGCUCACGCUUCUUCCCGCUGCGGCACUUGAACUUGUUCUUCCCGGCGCCCAGCGACGUCUUCUUGUCGAGGGGGAUCGCGGUAAGAUCCGUCUGCGCGACCUGGCAGCCGACGUUCCCGCCGCAGUACAAAUUGUAGAGGUUGCAGUAGUUCGUGCUCCGGUCGAUGACCGACGUGACCUGCGACACGGAGCAGCCCGACACCUCACAGUCGUCGCCGCCGUCGGCGUUCUCGAACAUGAACUGAAGCUUGUCCGUGUAUUUCCCGUCGCCCGUCACGUGAUCCGCCGCGACCUGCGCGUAAAUCAACCAGUGAUUCGGGUUUCGCGACGGCUUUGAUUUAUGCACUGGCGGCGACGACGUCGCCGACGGACGACGUCAGUUCGUAGGUCCCGGCGUUGUGCGGGUCCACCCACCCAUUCUUGCCAGCGAUGCGGGCGAGCACCUCGUUUUUCACGGUCUUGCAGGGGGCAUCAAACCUCACGGUCGUGCGCGCCCAGGCGUGAAUGACCGCAUCCGACUCGGGACAUACAUCGAACCAGCGCUCGACGGCCGCCGCCCCGCUCGCUAUGUACACGAGCGUGGUGAGGAGUUGCAUUGCUAGCUGCCACUUAACCAAAAGAUUCGCACGCGUGCCGCACCGCACGUGCCGCACCGAUGCGUUGCGCAACCGCGCGCUCGUCAAGUGUCACGUGCUCACAGCCGUA
Pelagomonas calceolata is the source of this 713-nucleotide messenger RNA. The record is from the annotation of a GenBank genome assembly. Lineage: Eukaryota; Pelagophyceae; Pelagomonadales; Pelagomonadaceae.